AUGAUGACAAAGAAUAAAAACAACAACCUUCAUUUGAACUUGAACAGGCAAGACUUUAACCCAACACCAAAUGGCAGCUUUAACUCAAUACCUUUUACACCUAUUGAUCAGACUGUAAGCACACCUUUAGAAGCACCAGCACUGCCACACCCAUACCAACACCCUCACCACCCACAGCCACCUCCAUUGAAACACCAGACACUGUACUCGUUUUAUCAAGCACCCUCGGCUCCAGCUGCUCCAGCUGCUCCGGUUGCACAACAGCAGCAGCAGCAACAACAGCAGCAACAACAACAACCGAGCUCACUUUACCAGCACCCAACGCAUAAUGAAUCAGACGAUAUACUAACAGACAUUGAUGAGCCAUUAUCCUGUGGAGUAAGCAGAUGCAACACUCAAAGCAGAAACUAUAGUAUCAACAAUAACACUGGUAACUUGCCAAUGUCGAAUGGCCUUAAAAACUCAUCUAUAUCCAACUUGUCACUAAACGAGAUGAAUGUAAUGAAUUACAAUCUGCAACAACAACAGCAACAACAACAACAACAGCAACAACAGAAUGCUGCUGCUUUGGCUGCAAGGUCUCGUUCGUCACUGGUGAAUUUAAGAAAACAAUCGCUUACGAGAAAUAACUCAAACAAUUGGCUACACGUGGGUAAUAUAUACAAUUUGAGACCUCAUGGCCCCAAUGCGCCUCACGGAUCAACUGGUAUUAGCGGCCAAGCAGAGUUUAAUGUAAGCACAGACUCAUUGAUGGACUAUGUUCCACAAACAAUGAUUAACAGAACAUCGAACGCAAAUGGAGGAGGUCCCUACUCACAAUUGCCCCAAUUACAAACCAAUAUCAUCAAUGGACACUUGAACUCAAUGAUGAUGGACCACCAUAUAGAUAAUACGCCACCUGCAUCACAUAGAGGUUCAAUCAACUCUACUGGCUCGCCAGUAUCGCAACAAUUUCAACAACAACAACAACAACUGCAACAACUGCAACAACAACAACAACAACAACAACAACAACAACAACAACAACAACAACAACAACAACAACAACAACAACAACAACAACUGCAACAACAACAGCAACAGCCUUCACAAUAUGAUGCAUCCUUCCAAAAUCCCAAUGAUAUCUAUGCAAACUUGAGAAGAAACAAAAGCUCCUCAUCUACCAUGUCCUCAUCAUCGUCUUUGAGAGCAAAUAGCCACCUACAAAACUCUAUUAAUAUGGAAAGUGCAAAUAUUCAAGCCUUGAAUGCACUAAAUGGUCGGUCAGGCUCAUCGUCAAUUUCGUCACAAACAUCUACCAACAGUAACAACAACAACAACAAUUAUUAUGGUAGCGGUUUAGCAUUAGACUCACCAUUCUUAUCGGCAACUACUCCAGGUGAAGAAUAUUUUGGCAGUGCAGGUGGUGUCAGUACUCCACAGCAACUGCAGCAACAAAUGCCAGAAGACGGCGAAUGCGAAAAAGUAAACAUACCUGCACACGUUUCAUUAAAUGAAAAAAAGAGAGAUUCUUUAAAGUUGAAAAGAGGCAUCCAUUAA
Messenger RNA from Lodderomyces elongisporus, 1539 nucleotides. RefSeq lists its product as uncharacterized. The record is from RefSeq and is a predicted model, not a curated record. The coding region runs from base 1 to 1539 and encodes 512 amino acids. NCBI's taxonomy places the organism in Eukaryota, Fungi, Ascomycota, Pichiomycetes, Serinales, Debaryomycetaceae. The transcript has a single exon.